Molecule: messenger RNA, 1077 nt
Organism: Trichomonas vaginalis G3
Lineage: Eukaryota; Parabasalia; Trichomonadida; Trichomonadidae
Exons: 1
Coding region: 1-1077 (358 amino acids)
Source: RefSeq, a predicted model, not a curated record
AUGAAAACUAUUCUUUGUGUACUAAACGAAAUUUUAGAAGUAAUUCAUUCAAAUAUUUUUAUAAAUUAUAUGAAAAUGAGACACUUAUUGAUACUAUUCUUGGAUUCCGGUCCAAGUAUUGAUACUUGGACACAUUUUUAUGAAAAUUCAGUUAUCACUGAAACUCACACUAAAAAUACAAAAUUAAAUCCAACAAAAGUAGGAAAUUAUUAUGUUACAACAUGUUUUUUCAAUGGAUUUGAAGAAGUUGUUGUCAAUAUAGACAAAGGAGAUCAAACAAAACUUCUUAUUUCUAUUUCUGGAUUCAAUGGCACAAAAACUCUAUCUCAAACAGUUUAUUCUAAUUUAGGAAGUUGUGUUAUCUAUCGAACAUGUGCCACAAAAUCUAUACAAACACAAUCAGGAUCUGAUAUUGAUGGAGUAUUUUUAUUUUCAUUUAUAUCAAAUCCAAACAACAAAAACAUUUUUGAAGAUUCAACAGUCUUUGAUUGUGGAGAAAUAGAUAAAGGAAGUUCAAUUAAUGAUUUAGUAUACGGAAAUCUUAGUUAUUCACGAAAUAACAUAACAAAUAACAAAUGUUAUUCUGGUGUUUCACUAAAUAUUUAUUCAAAACAGAGAUACAACAUCAGUCAAUCAUCUUUCAUUGAUAACAAAGCAAACUAUGAAUGCUUUUAUAUCUAUUGGAGUGGUUCACAUCAAUUUUAUUUAUGUAAUAUCAUUAGAAACAAUGCUAGUAGAUGUUUUAAUUUAAAUCAAGCAACAGUUACAUUUGAAUUUUGUUCAAUCAAAUAUAAUAAUUGUCCACAAACAUUUAAUUUAUCUGGUUCAUGUUCAGCUACAAUCAUUAAUAGUGAUUAUGAUGGACAAACAUCAAGUGUAACAACAAAAAAUCCAACAAACAAUUCAUACAACAAAUUAUCACAUCUUUCUACAAGACUUUGUGAAGCAGAAAAUAAAAUUGAAAAUAAUUUUGAAGAAGAAAAUGACAUCUCCCAAUAUUUAAUCCCCUACCAACAUAAUCAUCUUCUUAAUAUUUCACAAAUUUCAUCAUAUUCAAUUUUAUCGCUGAUUAAAUAA